AAGAGUAUCCGUUGUAGCUUCUCCGAUCGUGUGUCCCUCGGUCUAUAUAAGCUCGACCGAUCGGCUGGGACAAGAAGCAACCCGCUUCAAUCCCCGACCCUGGCCCGAUCUUCGUGGAGUGCUGGAGUGGUGGUAUAUAGGCGGAGGACAUGGUGAAGUUCUCUAGGGAGUACGACGCCAGCAUCAUCCCGGAGUGGAAGCCCGCCUUCGUCGACUACAAGGGCCUCAAGAAGCUCAUCAAGAAGAUCAAGGUAGCAAGGCGCGACGCCGACGACAGCAGCGCAGGAGACUCCUCGCCGGAGACCGCCGCCGGCGUCGAGAGCGUCGGCUAUGGCGGUGGCUUCUCCAUGCUCGACCCCGUCCGCGCCCUCGCCGCCCGGUUCGCGCCCAGGGUGCAGGCCACCUCGGAGGACGAGGAGAGCGGGGAUUCCGGCGAGUUCGUGCGAUCCACGGACAAGCAUGAGCGGGAGUUUCUGGAGAAGGCGGACGAGGAGCUGGAGAAGGUGAACACCUUCUACGCGGCGCAGGAGGCGGAGCUGCUGGGCCGCGGCGAGGCGCUCAUCGACCAGCUCCGCAUCCUCGCCGACGUCAAGCGCAUCCUGGACGAUCACGCUGCCACCCGCCACGCCCGGGGCUCCCUCCUGGGCCGCAGCCGCUCCAUGCGGGCGGUGGCGCCGCCCUCGCCGGCGCUCAGCAACUCUGGCCGCUACCUCCUCUCGGGCCUCGCCACGCCGCAGUCCAUGUCAGAUGGGAGCGUGGAGCUUCAGCAGGCACAGAUGACGGAGGGCGCAGCGGUGGCCGACGAGGUGAUGGCGGCGCUAGAGCGCAACGGCGUCAGCUUCGUGGGGCUGCCCGGGAAGAAGGAGGGCAGCGGCAGGGGCGGGAGGCUGCAGCUGCCGUCGACGGUGCGCAUCGACAUCCCGGCGAGCAACCCGGGGCGGGCGGCGCUCAAGGUGUGGGAGGAGCUGGUGAACGUGCUGCGCAAGGACGGGGCCGCCGCCUUCGUCCACCGGAAGAAGGUGCAGCACGCCGAGAAGAACAUCCGCGACGCCUUCAUGGCUCUCUACCGCGGCCUCGAGCUGCUCAAGAAGUUCAGUUCUCUGAAUGUAAAGGCGUUCACCAAAAUUCUUAAGAAAUUCGUCAAGGUGUCGGAGCAGCAGCGGGCGACGGACCUUUUCUCGCAGAAGUCGAAGAGAUCGUCGUUCAGCACCUCCAACAAGGUGCUUCAGCUGUCGGACGAGGUGGAGUCACUCUUCCUGAAGAACUUCGCGGGCAACGACAGGAUGGUGGCCAUGAAGUACCUCAACCCACAGCGGCCCAAGAACACCCACAUGAUCACCUUCCUUGUAGGGUUGUUUACGGGCACAUUUGUGAGUUUGUUCAUCAUAUACGCCAUCUUGGCCCAUGUUUCCGGCAUUUUCGCCUCCGCCGGAAACACGGCCUACAUGGAAAUAGUUUACCAUGUCUUCAGUAUGUUUGCGCUCAUCAGCCUGCACUGCUUCCUCUACGGGUGCAACCUGUUCAUGUGGAAGAGCACCAGGAUCAACCAGAACUUCAUAUUCGACUUCGCCCCCAACACCGCUCUCACGCACCGGGACGCCUUCCUCAUGUCCGCCUCCAUCAUGUGCACCGUGGUCACCGCGCUGGUCAUCAACCUCUUCCUCAGGAACGCUGGUGCGUCCUACGCCAAUGCCGUGCCCGGGGGCCUCAUAGUGUUGUCAGCUGGGCUUCUAUUCUGUCCGUUCAACGUGUUCUAUCGGUCGACGCGUUACUGCUUCAUGCGCAUUAUGCGCAACAUCAUAUUCUCGCCAUUCUACAAGGUUCUGAUGGCCGAUUUUUUCAUGGCUGAUCAGUUAACUAGCCAGAUCCCAUUGUUAAGGCACAUGGAGUUUGCAGCGUGUUACUUCAUGGCAGGAAGCUUUAGGGCUAACCCAUAUGAGACUUGUACUAACAGCCAGCAAUACAAACACCUGGCCUAUGCCAUCUCUUUUCUCCCCUACUACUGGAGAGCUAUGCAGUGUUUAAGAAGGUACUUUGAGGAACAUGACAUAAAUCAGCUCGCCAAUGCCGGGAAGUACGUGUCGGCGAUGGUCGCGGCUGCCGUCAGGUUCAAGUACAGUGCAACGCCGACGCCAUUCUGGGUGUGGCUGGUCCUCAUCUCAUCCUCAGGCGCCACCGUUUACCAGCUCUACUGGGACUUUGUCAAGGAUUGGGGCUUUUUCACUCCCAAAUCUAAGAACCUAUGGCUCCGGGAUGGUCUCAUCCUGAAGAACAAGUUCACCUACUACAUUUCUAUGGUAUUUUACUUUGUUCAACUGAUUUAUAGUGCAGCAUUAACACGGAAAAGACAGGCUUCAGGAGCACUAAUCCUUUCGCAAAUGCAGAUGCUAAAUCUAGUGCUUCGGCUGGCAUGGACUGAAAGUGUGAUGAAGAUCCGUGUUAGUAAGAACGAGACUCGCCUACUAGAUUUCUCCCUUGCCUCCUUGGAAAUAAUCCGACGAGGACAUUGGAAUUUCUACAGGCUGGAGAACGAACACUUGAACAAUGUUGGCAAGUUCAGAGCAGUGAAGACUGUCCCAUUGCCAUUUCGUGAACUCGAAACGGAUUGAUGAUUAAGAGGGAGAGAAGAGUGUAACAGUGCUGAUACCAACGAUUGCGAUCGCCCCCAUUUGGUACAUCCUCCUGUUGACAUCAGAUUUUGGCACGGCCAAGAACUUAAUUAAGAUGGCCUUAAAUGGAGAAGUGCUCAAAGUGAGAAAGUUCCAUAUCGUCAAAAGGAAAAACUUCGAUAUUUGGGCCAUAGUCAUCCGGUCUCAUCUCUAAGGCCGUAGUUGUGUUCGAAGUACUCAAAUUUUGUACUCAGAACACUAUUCGGCUGAUUACGCCCCCAAGAUGGCCUCAUAUGGGAAAAGUUUCUACACGGAUUGUCUUAGUCUCGUCGAAACGAUAGAUUUUGAUAUAAAGAACGUCUAAAUCGAAGUUCGUAUGCAAAAGUUAGAGCCAAAACUAUGUGCUGCAUAAGUCUGCCCCGGAAGUUCCGGGCAAAACUUCCGGGGAGGUUCCGGGCUAAACAGAAACUUUGCGCGCGGUGCGCCCCGAAAACUGUAAUUUUAACAUUAUUUGCAGAUUUGCGGGGCCGAUUUCAACAUCAAGAUGACCUCGGAUGAAAAAAUGAUCAACUAAGGCAUUUUUCUCCAUUGCAAGAUCUACAACUUUGCUUUUGGGACCAUCGCGAUCCGAAGCCAUAUGCGACCUGCAUGAGCUGUGCAAGAGGGCUACUUGAUGUACUUUUAGCCCGGAAGUUCCGGGCUGACCGGAAGUUCCGGCACUCGUGGUCCGAGUUAGGUUAUUUUUUUAUGUUUUGGACAGGAUUUGAGUCAUUUUCUUGUACGGAAAGUUCAGCCGCCUCAUAUAUAUGUAAGAGGUGACGGACGAUUGAAUAACAACACACAAUCUAACAAUCAAUUUACUUUUUACCCUAGUUUUA
Aegilops tauschii subsp. strangulata is the source of this 3487-nucleotide messenger RNA. RefSeq names its product phosphate transporter PHO1-2. Gene Ontology annotation, cellular component: membrane. Lineage: Eukaryota; Viridiplantae; Streptophyta; Magnoliopsida; Poales; Poaceae. Gene Ontology annotation, biological process: cellular response to phosphate starvation. The record is from RefSeq and is a predicted model, not a curated record.